CUCUUUCUCCCGCGGGAGCUAAUUUGUCUUUCAGUCUCUCACUAUGUCUUCCUACUGGUUAAGAUCGAGAAACAUUCUAAAUGGAUUCAAAUCAAAGAUUAGCUCUGGAUUCUGCACGAUUGAUCAUACUUUUGCCUCUUUAUCAACCGAUCAAAUUCAUCGAUAUCAUCGUAAAGCCGAUCAGAUUUCAAACAAGGUUCCGAAGAUCUACUUCCCUUCCAACCGCUUCAAAUCGACCAAAUCCGCCAAUGCGAAUCAGGUCCUUGAUUUUCCGGGAGGAAAGGUAAACUUUACAUCCGAAAUGAAAUUCAUACCGGAAUCUUCUUCGGAAAGAAUAUGCUGUUACAGGAUCCUUGAUGACAAUGGUAGGCUUAUGAAUGGUGAAUUUAUCCAGAUCAGCCAGGAAUUUGCUGUUAAAAUGUAUAUUAACAUGGUGACUCUUCAAGUUAUGGAUACUGUAUUCUAUGAAGCACAAAGACAAGGGAGAAUAUCCUUUUACGCCACAUCAAUUGGCGAAGAAGCGAUUAAUAUUGCUUCUGCUGCUGCUCUUAAUAACGAUGAUAUGAUAUUUCCACAGUACAGAGAGCCGGGAAUUUUGUUGUGGAGAGGAUUCACCCUUGAGGAAUUUGCAAACCAAUGCUGUGGAAAUAUAGCUGAUUAUGGAAAAGGAAGGCAGAUGCCAAUUCAUUACGGUUCUAACAAGCUCAAUUACUUCACUGUAGCAUCGACGAUUGCUACACAGAUCCCUCACGCUGUUGGGGCUGCAUAUUCACUGAAAAUGGACAAAACCGACGCUUGUGCAGUCACGUAUUUUGGGGAUGGUGGGACUAGUGAGGGAGAUUUCCAUGCUGGCUUAAACUUUGCGGCAGUUAUGGAGGCUCCUGUUAUAUUUUUCUGUCGAAACAAUGGGUGGGCAAUCAGCACACCGAUAUCGGAUCAGUUUCGAAGUGAUGGUGUUGUGGUAAGAGGACAAGCUUAUGGAGUAAGAAGUAUUCGGGUAGAUGGAAACGAUGCUCUAGCUGUGUUUACUGCAGUUCAAGCAGCACGAGAAAUGGCUAUCAAGGAGAAGAGACCCGUCUUGAUUGAAGCACUCACAUAUAGAGUGGGUCAUCAUUCAACUUCUGAUGAUUCGACGAAAUAUCGUCAGGUGGAUGAAAUUGAAUGGUGGAGAGUGGCGGGAAGCCCUGUAGGUAGAUUCAAGAAGUGGAUCCAAGGCAAUGGGUGGUGGAGCGAUGAAGACGAAUCAGAGCUACAAACGAAAGUGAGAAACCAGCUUGUCCAAGCUUUGCAAGUGGCUGAAAAGAUGGAGAAACCAGAGAUUAAACAUCUUUUUACAGACGUUUACGAUGAGCCCCCUUCCAACCUUCGAGAGCAAGAGCGGUCACUUAGAGAGACCAUCAAACGACACCCCAAAGACUACCACCAUUAG
Molecule: messenger RNA, 1429 nt
Organism: Impatiens glandulifera
Lineage: Eukaryota; Viridiplantae; Streptophyta; Magnoliopsida; Ericales; Balsaminaceae
Product: 2-oxoisovalerate dehydrogenase subunit alpha 2, mitochondrial-like
Exons: 9
Coding region: 44-1429 (461 amino acids)
Biological process (GO): branched-chain amino acid catabolic process
Molecular function (GO): oxidoreductase activity, acting on the aldehyde or oxo group of donors, disulfide as acceptor
Source: RefSeq, a predicted model, not a curated record